AUGAAUUUUCUAUUGUGUCAGUAUACAAUUCUUAAUGUUUUAUUCUUUAUCAAUUUCAUUAAUACAAGUGCAGUUAGCUUCGAGUGUCAAUGUACUUGUUGUACGACAACGAUACAGACAAUAUGUGACAUAGUACAAUUCAAUUCAGUUACAAUAAUAACAGAUAAUUGUCAAAUAAAUAAAUGUCUUGAUGCUUGCCGUCAACAAUAUCCUAAUUGUGAAUUGAAUAAAGGAAUUCUUAAUGGAACAUGUCUUGAUUCUAUUCAGGUGCGUGUACUCAUCUCCCCAAUAUCAAAUAAAAUAUUGUCAACAUUAACAAGCACAAAAAUAACAACUACAUCAAGUACUCGCAGUACAACCCGAACAACUACAUCAAGUACUCGCAGUACAACUCAAAGAACUACAUCAACUACUACUACUAGCAUAAUUCCAACAACUACUACUACAGGUACAACUCGAACAACCACAUCAACUACUACAAGUACAACUCGAACAGCUACAUCACCUACUACUAGCACAACUCCAAGAACCACAUCAACUACUACUACUAG
Molecule: messenger RNA, 551 nt
Organism: Adineta steineri
Lineage: Eukaryota; Metazoa; Rotifera; Eurotatoria; Adinetida; Adinetidae
Source: the annotation of a GenBank genome assembly